AUGCUGCGGCCUCUCUGCGUGUGUGUGCUGUUGCUCGGGCUCCCGCUGGUUCGGGUCUCUCUCGAGCUACGCGACAUCAGGGAAGCCAGGAAGCUGUGCGGCAGGCACCUCCUGCAAGAAAUAGUAAAACUCUGUGGCGAUGCUAACUGGAGCCACUUCGAGGAGGAAACCCCCCCACCGCUGCUCUCCCAGGCCACCGUGGGGGUGGAAACCUUCAUCCCCGACCGCUUGGAAAGCACCCAAACCACUUUCCCGGUCUGGGGGAGAGGCGCAAACCCAGUCUCUACUUCUGCCUCUCAGGAAGAAGCAAUAAACAGUUUGGAGAUGCAGUCAUUGCCUGAGCAUCAGUAUAAAAAGGCCAACUUGCCACCUGAUAAGACAAGAAGAUUUUCCUCUUCAAAAGAUAUCAAUUCAUAUAUUCACGAGAUUGUAGAAUUUCAGAAGAAAAACACAAACAAAAUUAGAAUCUUAAGCAAUUUGUUUUGGGGGAAUCAUCCCCAAAGAAAACGCAGAGGAUACUCAGAAAAGUGUUGUCUUAAAGGAUGUACAAAAGAAGAACUUCGCAUUGCAUGCCUUCCGUAUAUUGUUUAUAAAAACUAAAGCAAAAAGGAUCAUCAGUUGUGACUGAGAUAGACUAACCAUCAUAGGAAUUAUACUAACUUAAUAAAAACUUAACAUAUUUACUUUUAACUUAUUUUUUUGGUAAUUGUCCUUGUAGGGUUCUCUGCCGUAAACAUCUGAAUGUACUUGUAAGCACUUGACAAUACUUUUUGGUGGUAAUAGGAAUCUUAUAUUUCCUUUCGUGACCCCUAUUUUUCAUAUAUUUUUAUAUUUGAAGAAGAUGUUACUGGCAUGAUCCGUGUAUACAUCUAAGAAUUACCUGUUCAUUCUUGUUGUGGUGGUGGAAAUUCUCUUAAGCUGCCUAUAGAUGGAUUAUGGAAUGUUCUGCAUUCCAUCUAUAUGACAUACAGACUGAUGCCCAUGACUAUUAGGCUCACUCCAGUAUGCCAAUACAUCUGUCCCACCAACUUAAAAAUAACUAACCAACUGCCACUCCUAGUAGGAGUUGUUAUACUAUAAUAGUAGGUACACUUUAAAUUGCUUGAGUUUUAUUAUAGUAACUGAUCAGAAAUCUUUUCACAGUUUCUCCUGAGGACUUAGAAUUCAAUGAAUGUCUUUAGGUUGUAAAAUCUCUCCAAGAUAUUCUAUCUUUGCUUUGAAGGUACUGAUAUAAUGUGACACACUAUUCUGGCUUAGUUAGAAUAUAGUGCUGACGGAGCUAGCAGCAUUAGCAUCACCUCAAAACUUGUUAGAAAUGCAAUUCUAAGGUCCCACCCCAGACCUCUUGAAUCAGAAACUCUGGCUAUGGGGCCCAGCAGUCUGCUUUUUUACAGACCCGCCAGGUCAUUCUGAAGUAAGUUAAAGGUCGAGAACCGCUGGUAAUAAAGUCACUAUAUGAACAUUUUUGAAACCCUGCUGUUUAUGUGCUUGCAUUUCUCAACUCAAUAUAGAUGUUACAACACUAAGUUUUUGGUGUAUUUUGGGUGUAUUGGACACUUUGGACACAAGGUGAAAAAUAUGUGAAA
Messenger RNA from Equus quagga, 1586 nucleotides. RefSeq names its product insulin like 6 (gene INSL6). Lineage: Eukaryota; Metazoa; Chordata; Mammalia; Perissodactyla; Equidae. Gene Ontology annotation, molecular function: hormone activity. The transcript has 2 exons. Gene Ontology annotation, cellular component: extracellular region. The coding region runs from base 1 to 600 and encodes 199 amino acids. The record is from RefSeq and is a predicted model, not a curated record.